Plasmodium relictum is the source of this 7293-nucleotide messenger RNA. RefSeq names its product transcription factor with AP2 domain(s), putative (gene ApiAP2). Lineage: Eukaryota; Apicomplexa; Aconoidasida; Haemosporida; Plasmodiidae. Gene Ontology annotation, biological process: regulation of DNA-templated transcription. The transcript has a single exon. The coding region runs from base 1 to 7293 and encodes 2430 amino acids. Gene Ontology annotation, molecular function: DNA-binding transcription factor activity. The record is from RefSeq and is a predicted model, not a curated record.
AUGAAAGUUAAAAAAAUUUAUUCUAAGAUUAAAGGAAAUAGAAAAUAUAAAAGUAAAAAGAAUAUUGAUGCAAGUUUUCAAUUAAAUAAUGAAGAUAAUAUAAUUUUGAAUAAUGACACAAAAUGUUUUAAUAAUAAUUUUAAUGAAAUAAAGGAAUCAAAAAUUAAAAAAAAAAGAUUGGGUAUAGAAGAUUUAGAAUCUACUAUAUCUCAUGAAAAUUACUAUAAUGAUAAUAUAAAUAAAAUUAAAAAUUAUGAAAACAAAGUAACAGAAGAAAAAAAUAACCAUGAAGAUAUAAGCAAUGACUAUAAGAUAGAUAAUUUUUCUGAUGAAUUAUUAAAAAAAAGGAAAGGUUUAAUCAAUAGAAAAAUGAGUAAUUGCAUUUUUAAUGAGAAUAUGAAUUCUCAAGAUAAAGUUAAUGAAGAGAAAUUAACUGAAAAUAAACUAUUAAAUUAUAAAAAUUUUAGUUAUAAUAAUAGUUUGAAUAAUUUAAAAAAUAUAGGAAAUGAAGAAAUACAAAAGUUAAAUGAAAAUAAAAAUGGCAAUUUGAUUGAUGAUCUUUUAAAUAAAUCAAAAAUGUACAAUGAAAAUAGCAUUGAAAAUUUAAAUAGUGAAGGAAAUGCAUUGCAUAACAGUAAUAUUAGUAAUAAUAAUGGUAUUUCAAAUAAUAAUUUUUAUCAUUAUAUAUCAUUACUUUAUAACAAGAACAUACCCAAUCAAGUUAAUAUAAAUAAUUCUUUUGUUAAUAAUAAUACGGAUUAUUUAUGUAACUUUUCUAAUAUUUCUGUACAAGAAGAAUCAAGCUUAAAUGAAGUUUCAAAAAAUGAAAUUCAAGAAAUUAAUUCAUUAGAUUGUAUACUAGAUAAAAAGGACGAGAAAAAUUAUAUGAAACAAAAAAAAAAUUUAAAAGAAAAUUAUUUUGUUUUGAAUAACUUGCCAUAUUGUAUGAAUAACAAAAAAAGUAGUAAUAACUGCACAUUAGCAAAUUAUAUAAAAAAUUCAUCAGACCAUUUUUUAGAUUCUAAUAAUGAUAAUUAUAAUUAUGAAUUAGAUGCAAAUAAUACAUAUAUAAAUAAUUCUAAUGUAAAUUUAAAUAAGCAUUAUAUGAAUACAGUAAAUAAUAAUAAUUAUGAUGUGAUGAAUACUAAUUCAACGCUCAGUUUAGAUACAACCUUUCUAAAUAAUUAUGAUGAUGAUAAUAAGAACAAUUCUUUAUAUAAUAAUAGAAGUGAGUUAUAUAAUAUGGAUAAUAAUUUUGAUAAAACAGAAAAUAUAUAUAUGGAGAACAAUGAUUCACUAAAUAAUACUGACAUUUUAAAUACAUUUAAUUAUAACAAUUUUAUAAAUGUAGGAAGUAACCAUAGCAAUAACAGUAAUAAUAAUUUUAAAAAUGCAUUAAACUUAAAUGACUCAGAUAAUUCUAUAAAUUGUUCUAAUUAUAAUCUAGUAGAAAAGAAAAAAAAAAUUUUUAACAAAUUUUCGGAAAAAAAUAAUAUUUUUAUGGAUUCGAAUAUGUGUAAUAGUGCAAAUAAUAGUAGUAAUGGUAGCUAUAGUAAUGUUUUACUAGAGAUAAACAGGAAUGCUACAAGAAACAAAAAAGUUGAUAGAAAUAAUGUUCACAAAAAAGAUAUUAUAUUAAAUGAUGGUAAUAAUACAUCAGAAAAUAUGAACAAUUUAAAUGAUAAUAUGAAAAAUAUAUAUAAUCCAUCGAAUGCACAUCUUAAUUUGAAUACACAUCCUAAAUUAUUAGAAGAAAAAUAUUCUACCAAUAAGCCCAAUGAAGAUGUAUCUUUUAAUAAUAUAAAUGGUAAUAAUAGAAAUUUUAAUUGUAUUGAAAAUAGUAAUUAUAAUAAUGAUUUAAAUAAUUAUAAUAUAGACAGUAAAUAUAAUAUUAAUGAUGCAUUUGAUGUAAAUAUGUAUAAUUCUGUUUCUGUUAAUAAUAGCAAGGAUAAAUUAAAUAAAAAUAAUUCUAAUAUUCAUAAUAUAAACAUGAAGGAUCUUAAUGUUAACAUAAAUUUAGAUAAUUACUCAAAUGAUUUAGUAAAUAAUUCCUUAAUUAAUCAUUCAAAGGAAUAUUUAAGUAACUCUGUUAUGGAUAAAAUAGAUAAUCAAAAAGUUCUUUUUAAUAUUAAUAACAAUCAAAUUAAUAAUAUAUCAAAUCCCUUAGAUAUUAAUCAAGAAAAUUAUAAUUUUUCUAAAAAUAAUAUAUCAAACAGUGCAUCACAUAUGUAUAAUUUAAAUAAUGGAGAUAUAAAUGAAUCAAGAAAUAUGGCAAAUUAUAAUGUUAAAAAUUUAGCAAGGGAACCUAUUUUUCUUUUUGUUAAUUUAAAUAAUCAAUCCAAUAAUUCUAUUAACAAUUCUAAGAAUUAUUCCAAUGUAAACUUAAAUGGGGGAUACAUUAAUAAUAUGAAUUUUUUUGGAAAUACAGAAAAACCUAAUAGUGAAAAUGAUUAUGAUUAUAUGAAUCAGACAAAUAAUAAUAAUUAUAACAAUGAAUGGUUACAUGGUUUGAAAAAUUAUCCUUCAGAAGAAAAUAUUGAAUAUCCAGUUAACACAAAUAAUAAUUUUAAUAUUGGAAAUUGUUCAAUGAAUAAUAUUAAUCUUAACAGAAAAUCUAUGAUUCCUACAUUUAAUAAUGCUUAUGAUAAUUUUUUAUCAUUCAAAAAUUAUGAAAAUACAAUGGAAAAUCAUGUAAAUAAUUUAAAUAUGCUUGUUUUACCAAAAAUUAAAGGAGUUCGUUUUGAUAAGUCAGGCAGAAGAUGGGUAGCUAGCUGGAGUCAAAACGGAAAUCAAAAAAGACAAUAUUUUCCUGUUAAAAAGUUUGGUCAAGCACAAGCAAAAUAUUUAGCUAUUUAUGCUAGAAUAAAAGCCGUUAAAUAUAUGCAAAGAAAAUCGCAUAGAUCUGGAGAAAAUAGAAGAAAUCACUCAAAAAAAUUAUUAAUGAAAGAUAAAUCUAAAACAGAUAAUUUGGAUGAUGAUAAUUAUUUUAGCAACAAAAAUGGUGAUUAUAUAGAAAAAGAUGCAGAUGAAGAAAAUAGUCAAAAUUAUAAUUAUAGUAAUACUAAUAAAAAUGAAAUUUCAUAUAAAGAUUCAUAUAAUGAAUCUAUAAGGAAAAAUUAUAGUAGAUGUAUGAAUGAACUAAAUAAUGAGAUGAAAUUUGAAAAUGUAUCUUUGAAUAAGCAUGAAGAAGUUGAAAAAUAUCUAGAAAAUAAUGGACAAAUAUAUCAACAUGGGCAAUCAAAUGCAAAAGACAAGAAUCAACAUGAUAUAGAAAAGCAGUUAUCUGCAUCAAAAGAAAAUAAGGGUCCUAUUAGUAUGCAAACUAUUCAUGAUGUUAAAAGUGAACUAUUUCAUUUAAAAGAACAAACACAUGCUGAAUUUGAAAAAAGAGAAAGAUUUUUUGAACAAAGUGAACAAAUAGAUACUCAAACCGAAGAUUUAAAUAUAAAAGGAAAUAAAACUGGAAGUAUAACACCUCAAAAAAUAAAGAAUAGUGAUCAAGUAAAAUAUAAAGAAGAGAAAAAUGUAAGAAUUGUUAAAAAUGAAAUAGAAGAAGAAGAUGCACAAGAUAUGGAAAUGAAGGAAGUAUAUGAAAAUGAUGAAGAAAAUAAAGUAAAAAGAGAAAAGAAAAUAAUUAUAUUUAAGGAGGAAGAAAAUCAGAUAGAUAUGAAAAAUUUAGAUGUAAAAAAUAAAAUGGAUCUUGAACAUGAAUUUGAAAUUAAAAAAGAAGAGGAAGAAGAAAGUGAAGAUGAACAGCGGCAAGAUGAAGAACAAGAUCAAGAGUAUGAAAUAAAAAAAGAACAAGAAGAAUACGAGGAACAAAAACAGGAAUGCGAAAUAAAAAAAGAACAAGAAGAAUAUGAAGAUCAAGAACAAGAAUGUGAAAUAAAAAAAGAGCAAGAAGAAGAAUAUGAAGAACAAGAACAGGAAUGUGAAAUAAAAAAAGAACAAGAAGAUUUUGAUGAGAGAGAACAAAAAUAUGAAGUUAAAAAAGAACAAGAAGAAGAAUAUGAAGGACAAGAACAGGAACAACAAUACGAAGUAAAAAAGGAAAAUUACGAACAACAGCGAAAAGAAGAAAUGUUGUUAAAAAAUAUAAAUACUAUAGGAAGAAAUGAAAAAUUAAUAAUAAAUAUAAAUGAUAAAAAUGAAAUUAAUGAUUUAAAAGAAAUAUUACAAGAAAAAAAAAACUUAGAUGAGGAUUUAAUGAAUCAAAUAUUAAUAUUAGAAAAAAUAAAAAAAAAAAUGAUAAAAAUAUUAAUAGAUUCACAAGAACAAAAAAGUAUACAAUUAAUUGAAACUAACGACGAAAUGGUUAAUAAAAAAGAUGAAAUUAAUAAACUAAAAUUAAAUGAAAAAAUUAUGCUACUUAGACAGUUAAAAGAAUAUAAUAGCGGGAGUUAUGUAAUUAAUGAAAAGGAAGAUAUUGAUUUAAUAUAUAAUGAAAGAAAUCUAAAAAAUACUGAUGAUAUAUUAGAAGAUAAUAAAGAAAAUGCUGAUGAAAACGAUAUAUGUAAGGUGGAAAUACAGAAAAUGAAAGAGUGUAGUAAUAUUAUACAAGAAAUAAAUGAAGACUAUAAAGUUAUUAAAGAAGGUAUAAAUGAAGAAUUAAAUUUAAAAAAAAAAAGAGAGAAUUCUAGAGAUAAAAAUGAGAUAAUACUACGUGUGAAGGAAAAUGAAAAAGAUGAGAUAUUUGAAGUUAAUAAGCAACAAAAUAAUUUGUAUACAAAUUAUAAAGUAGAAAAUUUAUAUUUAAACAGCAUGCCGGAUAAGAGUAGAGAUAAUGAUUUUGGAAACUACUCAAAUAAUAGUUUGUAUUAUUCAAAUACAAAUAGUAAUAAAACUAAUGUAGAUAGUGAUAAUUCAAAUUUUAAUGAUUCACCAAAUGGUGAAGAAAAUGAUUUUAAAAAUAAGAUGAAUUUAAUUAAAUUUAUGAGAUCCAACUCAGAUGUAAGCUUGAAUUACAAAAAUAAAGAAUACUCAAAAAAUGAAUAUGUUGGAGAAUACAGAAAUAUAACAGGUGUUAAAAAACAAAAGAGCAUGCAAAACAUAGGUAAUUAUGAAAAAUAUCAUCACUUAGAUAAUAAUAUUUUUAAAAAUAUUUUAAAUAAUAAUAAUAAUUGUGAAAAUAAUGAUAAAAAUUCACAUAAUUCCUCAGAACUAAUUAAAGAAAUGUAUGAUGAUCCAAAUUUUUCUAAUUUUGAUGAAAAUUUACUGAAUUUUUCUUUUAAUUGUAACAAUAAAUCAAAUAUACACAAAGAUAAUUCCAAUGUAAAAGGUAUUUUAAAUGAAUUAAAACAAGAUAAUUUCAAAAAUAAUGAUGAAAACAUAGAAAUUAACAUGAAUCCUAAUAAUUCUUUUAAUACUAUGAAGGGAUUACAUAAUAAAUAUAUAGGUAAUAGUGAUAAUGAGGAUAUAAUAAAUUCAGAUACAUAUAUAAAUGGUCAUUUGGAUGAUAACAAUGAGAAAAAAUUGCACAGUUAUAUUAGGGAAUAUUCCAAAAAUAAAAUUAAGGAAAAUAUAAAUAAUUUAAAAAAAAAAAAUAAUUAUGACAAAAACAAUGAAGAGAAUAAGAGUAUAAUUAUAAAUAAUAUGAAUAUAAUGAAAAAUGAUUUAAAUACCAAGUUCAGUAUAACAAAUAAAAAAUUUGAAAAUGAUAUUUACACUAGUAAUGAAAACAAAGGAAACAAUGAUGAUAACGUAUUAAAUUUAAAAAAAAAAAAUUCAGGAAAUUCAUAUAAUGAUUAUAAUAAUAAACAUAUUAAUGAACAAAAGUAUAACAAUACAUCUACCAAUGUAAAAUGCUUUGACAAAGAUAAUAUUAUAGGAGAAAAAGAUAAUAUUGGGUUAUAUCAUAUAAAUAUGAAUAAUGAAAUAAAACAAAAUUCAUACUUAAAUUUAGAAAUGAAAAACGAAAAAAAAAUCCCUCAAAAUAAAGAACUUAUGUUCUUUAAAACAUAUGGAAAUACAAAUAAAAAUAUUGAUGAAGUUCUUUUAAAUAGUAACAAUAAAAGAAAGAUAUCAAGCUUAAGUUCAUCUUGCAGUAAUAAUGAUGUUAAUAAAAGUAAAUAUAAUGAUACUAGUAUGAGUUAUAAAAAUGUGAAAGGUUUGCCAAAAAAAGAACCUAAGAACUGUAACAAAACUUUAAACUUUGAUAAUAAUUCAGGAAGUAACAUACCAAAUUUUAAAUUUUUAUCAAACUAUAUUAGGAGUAAUUCUAAUAACUUUAUGUUUUAUAACUUUAAUAAAAAUUAUGAGAAUAGUCACAAUAGCGUAAAUUAUGACACUAAUAUUAAUGAUGACAGAAAUUUUAAUAAAAAUAAUGUUAUUAACGGAGUUGUAAAUAGUAAUGAAAAUAGUUGUUUGAAUAAUAAAAUUAAGAAAAACACUCAUAACAACAAUAUAAAUGAUAUAAAUUGUAAUACAAAUAAUAUUAUUGAUGAUAAUAUUAAUGAUAUAAAUUCUGAUAAAAAUAAUAUGAAGUGCCCAAUAAAUAGUAUAAAUGACAAUUCGAAUAAUAUGAAUAGCUAUAUAAAUAACAUUGGGAGCAAUAGUGUGAAAAAUUUAAGUAAAUGUAAUAAAAGUAUGAAAUAUAAUUUAAAUCAUAUUAAUAACCAAGAAAGUAAUUUUAAUAAAAAUGUUGAAUAUAUUUUAGAAAACAGUGGACAAAAAAAUAAGUAUAUAAAUGCACCUUUUUUAUUCUCAAGUGAUUAUUAUAACUCAUUUAAUAUGAAAAAUAAUUUUUGUGAUUCUAAUUAUAAUAAAAGUAAAAAUAAUGCUACUAGUAGCAAUAAUGAUAAUAUUAUCAAUACAAAUAGAAAUAAUGCAUCAAUUAAAUCAACAGUAAAUAAUAUUCCAGGAGGAAUUCCCUUUACGAACUCAAAUUAUUAUACAAAGCAAAAUAUGAAAGAUAAAAAUGGAAAUGAAAGUAGAGAUAUUUUAAAAAUGGAUAAGUUAAAUUCAGGAAAAAACGUAAGUAUGAUUGAUUUAACCGACACAACUAAUAAUUUGAACUACUAUGAUUUUAUGAAUACUAAAAACAGUAAUGAUUAUUUAAAUAUAAAGAAUAAUAAAUUUUCAUUAUCAAACAAAUAUCCAAUUAACAAUAAUAUAGAAAAUUUUAAUACCGAUAUUUCAAAUAAUAUCAUGCAUAAUCAUAUGACAAAUGAAAAUAAAACUAAAACAAAUUAUAAUUUAUGUAAUGAUUAUUUUAACAUUGAUCAUAGAAAUAAUUUAAAUUCAAACUAUAAUUCAAAUAGUGUAAAUAAUAUAUAUAGUUAUAUUUAUAUGUAA